GUAAAGAUACCAAACUUUUUUAAGUAUCCCACUAUUCUCCACCAACAUGCUACGAGUUUCUCAGAGAAACUCACUUGAUUAUAUAGAUAAACGAGGAAACUGCUCAAAGUGUCUCUUACAGAUCUUGACCUCUCCUGUUACCUCUGGAUCCUGGCUUGUGUGUUUUCCAUUCUCACCCUUUAAAACUCUUUUUUUAUAAGUCAUCCUCGAUAAGCGUUUAUUACAGAUGAAUCUGAUAACACUGAGAGUUGUGUUGCGACCUCUUGCCGAGAUAACUUCCGAUGUUCAGAAGGUGAAAAGGGUCUAGUGCAGUUCAACUGAUAACACGGUGCGUGAGACUUUUUCAAUUCGAUCACAGUUUCUAACUUACACCUUGGAACAAUUGGUCAGAAAAUCUGUAAUUGCUUGAUCGACAAUUAUAGUUAUCUGCCGGCUUCGAAUCCUUGGUACGAGGACUCUUCCUUAUUCCAUGACCGUGAUAACCUGAUCGUAGCUAAUAUUUGUAUUCCAGAUUGACAGCUUAAUAUCAGCGAUUAAAGCGAACAAUACACUGAGAAAGGACUGACAUUUAAGUUUCGUGAUUCGCUCUUUCUUUUACCUGAGCGUGAAUCACUUGCUGAUGCUACGGGACUGAACCAGCUGUAUUGACGCGACGAAUUGAGGGUACUGAGGCUCAACGAUGGAGUGGUCCGGAAAGUCCACGAUGAUGACGUUCUGCAGUUGUUGGCUACAAGUUGUAAUGCAAGUGGCAGUCAUCGAAACGAGCUCUAACGUUUUAAAUGGAACAGUCACUGGGAGUAUAUUCCUGCCAGUACCAGUCACUGGCAUUUCUGAACAGAUACAGACAGUGGAAUGGAAGUAUUUCAAUGGGAUAACUUGGCGCCACGUCGGCAAGUUGAUAUCAGAUGCAGGCAGUUCGAGUACUUAUCUCUUCAACUAUUCACACCGGGCUUUUUUGUACCCGAACGGCUCACUCUCCCUCAGAAAUAUGCAGAUAAACGAUUCUGGGACAUAUGACUGCACUGUCACGGGUCAGAAUGGAGAAGAGUUCACCCAGAAGACCGAAGUGAACGUGUUCAGAGGUGUUGGUUUUGGGGGAAUGAAGACAGAAGAUAAAGAAUGGAGCACAGAAGCAAAGUUCAACCUAAGCCACCAUCUCAAGAACAAUGGGACCAAAGGUCGCACUUCGGCAAAUUGUACUUUCAUCGGCAUACUUGCUGGAAUGGCAAUAGGACUGCUGAUCAUCAUUUUAGCAUGGGCUGUUGUGAAGUGUUGUAAGACAAGGUCAAGCAAGCAAGGUAAAAUAAGAAAAGCUAUGUUGCUCUGUUAUUAA
Molecule: messenger RNA, 1333 nt
Organism: Mobula hypostoma (lesser devil ray)
Lineage: Eukaryota; Metazoa; Chordata; Chondrichthyes; Myliobatiformes; Myliobatidae
Exons: 5
Coding region: 680-1333 (217 amino acids)
Source: RefSeq, a predicted model, not a curated record